Molecule: messenger RNA, 671 nt
Organism: Podarcis muralis (Common wall lizard)
Lineage: Eukaryota; Metazoa; Chordata; Lepidosauria; Squamata; Lacertidae
Source: RefSeq, a predicted model, not a curated record
CCAUGGAAAAGCAGAGACUGAAGCAAGACCUGCUGAUUGCCGUGAUGUGUGUAUUCUUGGUGCUCCUGAUUUUGCUCAUUGUUGGCUGCACUGUUCUUCACUACAAGCUGAUGACAGACGACAUCACCCUGAGGAAGGAGGUGAAGACUUUUGCUAUCCAGACACACUGCAUGGAAACGAAGUUUGUCCUGUCUCCUUCCCCAGCAGAGGCACUGGAAUCAUCUCAGCGGAUGCCAUGCCUGCCACCAUGCCAGGCACUAUGCCUGCCACCAUGCCAGGCACCAACAUCCCAGGGAAUGCCACAGCCACCAUGCCAACCGCCAUCUCCACCACCAUCCCAGCCACCGACCAAGCCACUGACCCGGCAGCGAUCCCAUCCAAGAUCCCCACCCCCUGCGGCACCCUUGCCUAAGCCAUCGAAAGCUUCACCCUCAAAACAGAAGAAGGCAAGCUCCAGGUCAAUCAGCCACAUUUACAGGAGCAAUUCCUCCGAAAGCAUUCACUCCGAUGAGUCUGGAAGCAUUUACUCCAUGGAACAUUUCCAGUGCCUCUACGGCUCCUCCAGGAGUGGAUCCGUGGAAUCUCUGGAGGGCAAAGGAUCCCAGGGCGAAGGAAGUGGUGGAAGCAACGAUUCUGGGAGCAUCAUGCUGUGCGCCAUCCGUGAGAUGUGA